This is a messenger RNA of Salarias fasciatus (jewelled blenny), 1864 nucleotides long. RefSeq names its product sodium channel protein type 5 subunit alpha-like. Gene Ontology annotation, molecular function: voltage-gated sodium channel activity; protein binding. The coding region runs from base 44 to 1864 and encodes 606 amino acids. The record is from RefSeq and is a predicted model, not a curated record. NCBI's taxonomy places the organism in Eukaryota, Metazoa, Chordata, Actinopteri, Blenniiformes, Blenniidae. The transcript has 6 exons. Gene Ontology annotation, cellular component: plasma membrane; voltage-gated sodium channel complex. Gene Ontology annotation, biological process: neuronal action potential; sodium ion transmembrane transport; membrane depolarization during action potential.
GUGUGUCUGUGUGUGUGUUUCCAAGGCAACCUUCAAAGGCUGGAUGGACAUCAUGUACGCAGCGGUGGACUCCCGAGCUGUGGAGGAGCAGCCCAUCAAAGAGAUUAAUCUCUACAUGUACCUGUACUUCGUCAUCUUCAUCAUAUUCGGCUCCUUCUUCACCCUCAACCUCUUCAUCGGCGUCAUCAUCGACAACUUCAACCAGCAGAAGAGAAAGUUAGGAGGACAGGACAUCUUCAUGACGGAGGAGCAAAAGAAGUACUACAACGCCAUGAAGAAGCUGGGCUCCAAGAAACCCCAGAAACCCAUCCCCAGACCGCUGAACCCUCUGCAGGGCUUUUUCUUCGACCUGGUGGGGAAGCAGGCCUUCGACAUCAUCAUCAUGGUGCUGAUCCUGCUCAACAUGAUCACCAUGAUGGUGGAGACGGACGAGCAGUCGCCCCAGAUGGAGUACAUCCUCAACAACAUCAACCUGGCCUUCAUCGUGGUCUUCACCGCAGAGUGCCUCAUCAAGAUCAUGGCGCUCCGCUGCUACUUCUUCACCGUGGGCUGGAACAUCUUCGACUUCGUAGUCGUCAUCCUCUCCAUCGUCGGGAUCGUGCUCGCUGACAUCAUUGAGAAGUACUUUGUUUCGCCCACGCUCUUCCGAGUGAUCCGAUUGGCUCGCAUUGGACGUAUUCUGCGUCUCAUCAGGGGCGCCAAGGGCAUCCGGACGUUACUGUUUGCCCUCAUGAUGUCCCUCCCGGCCCUCUUCAACAUCGGACUCCUCCUGUUCCUCGUCAUGUUCAUCUACGCCAUAUUCGGCAUGGCGAACUUCGCCUACGUGAAGCGCCAGGCGGGGAUCGACGACAUGUUCAACUUCGAGACGUUCGGGAACAGCAUGAUCUGCCUGUUCCAGAUCACCACCUCGGCCGGGUGGGACAGCCUGCUCAGCCCCAUCCUCAACAACUCCCCCGAGGAGUGUAACCCCAACAUCCCGCACACCGGCACCACCGUCAGGGGCAACUGCGGGAACCCGUCGGUGGGCAUCACCUUCUUCGUCACCUACAUCAUCAUCUCCUUCCUCAUCGUGGUCAACAUGUACAUCGCCAUCAUUCUGGAGAACUUCAGCGUGGCCACGGAGGAGAGCACCGAGCCGCUAAGCGAGGACGACUUCGAGAUGUUCUACGAGGUGUGGGAGAAGUUUGACCCCGAGGCCACGCAGUUCAUCGAGUACGCCAAACUGUCCGACUUCGCCGACUCGCUGCUGGAGCCGCUGCGUAUCGCCAAGCCCAACAAGAUCAAACUGAUAUCCAUGGACCUGCCAAUGGUCAGCGGCGACAAAAUCCACUGCCUGGACAUCCUCUUCGCCUUCACCAAGCGCGUCCUGGGCGAGUCGGGCGAGAUGGACGCCCUCAAGCAGCAGAUGGAGGAGAAGUUCAUGAUGGCCAACCCGUCCAAGAUCUCCUACGAGCCCAUCACCACCACUCUGAGGCGCAAACAGGAGGAGGUCUCCGCCACCGUCAUCCAGAGGUGCUACCGGAGACACCUGGUGAGGCGGCAGAUGAAGGCUGCCUCCUACAUGUACCGCCAGAUCACCACGCCCAGACACGUCACGAGCGACGCUGAGGAGGGCGAGAAAGAAGGCCUGAUCGCCGCCAUGAUGAGGGAGAACUACGGCUCCAGCCUUCUGGGGAUGGAGCGCUCGGAAACUAUUUCCUCCACCUCGUCCCCGCCCUCCUACGACAGCGUGACGCGAGCCACGUCGGAGGUCUUUCACCCGCUCGCCGCCAAGACGGAAACGGCCAAUGACACUGCCGGCAGCGAGCUGAGUGAACAGUUACAGUCCGCGGCCGAUAAAAUUGACGAAGAGGCGGUUCCGUAG